This is a messenger RNA of Penicillium oxalicum, 1284 nucleotides long. Its product is annotated as Gfo/Idh/MocA family protein. The record is from RefSeq and is a predicted model, not a curated record. The transcript has a single exon. NCBI's taxonomy places the organism in Eukaryota, Fungi, Ascomycota, Eurotiomycetes, Eurotiales, Aspergillaceae. Bases 1 to 1284 code for a protein of 427 amino acids. Gene Ontology annotation, molecular function: nucleotide binding.
AUGACCCCUACCAGAUAUGCCCUCGUCGGAACCGGGGGACGAGCCUCGUUCUUCUAUACGGCAAUCAUUCAGAGCUUCCAAGAGAGCGCACAGCUGGUCGCGUUUUGCGAUACGAAUCAAACGCGAAUGAAUGUCGCUAAUGACCGACUGCAAGAACUGGGCGUGGCACGAUUGCCGACUUUCAAGGCCCAUGAGUUCGACCGCAUGAUCGAGGUAACAAGACCCGAGACCAUCAUUGUCACCACCAUUGAUCGGACACAUCAUCAGUACAUCAUCCGGGCGAUGGAACUGGGAUGCAAUGUGCUCACCGAGAAACCCAUGACCGUGGACGAAGUAAAAUGCCAGAUGAUUUUGGAUGCUGUCAAGGCGACCAACCGUCAACUCCGAGUGGCCUUCAACUAUCGUUACGCUCCGCAUAAUAGCAAAGUCCGAGAGCUCCUAAUGAAAAAUGCCAUUGGCAAAGUGACCUCGAUCCAUUUCGAAUGGUUGCUCAACACUCAACAUGGGGCGGAUUACUUUCGUCGCUGGCAUCGAGACAAGCGGAACAGUGGUGGACUUCUCGUCCACAAGUCGACGCACCACUUUGACCUCGUCAACUUUUGGCUCGACAGUCACCCUGUGACGGUCUUUGCUCAGGGGGAUCUCAAGUUCUACGGUAAGGAGAACGCCGAGCUUCGUGGAGUGACGGAGUUCUACUCCCGGGCCCAUGGCAGUUCCGCCGCGGCCAGCGAUCCAUUUGCCCUCCAUAUGGAGGAACAUCCCCAAUUGAAAGCCAUGUACCUUGACGCAGAGCAUGAAGAUGGAUACUAUCGAGACCAGAGCGUAUUUGGCGACGGGAUCAGCAUUGAAGAUACCAUGGGGGUUCUGGUGAGCUAUCAGUCAGGAGCCAUCCUGACGUACAGCCUCGUCGCUUACUGUCCCUGGGAGGGAUUCCGUGUUCACUUCAACGGGACCCAGGGCCGCCUUGAAUUGGAUGUACUCGAACAGUCUUAUGUAAAUUCAGGCGGGGAGCAGGCUCAGGAGGGCGCCGUGGCCCAUACGAAAGUCACCGUGCAUCCAAUGUUUGCACCACCUUUCGAGGUGCCCAUUACUGAAGGGGAGGGUGGCCAUGGAGGAGGCGAUCCGGUGCUACUGAAUGAUCUCUUUGGAGAGCCAGCUCCGGAUGCAUUGCGACGCGCUGCAUCCCACGUCGACGGGGCAAUGUCGAUCCUGACAGGAAUCGCCGCCAACAAGGCCAUCCGUACUGGACAGGUCGUGCAAGUGCGCGAUCUGGUGAGUUUUUAG